CUCCCUGGAAGCUCGGAGACAAAGGCGCUGCUGCCCCCCCUCCAUCCCCAGCUCCAUCCCCAUCCCCGGUUAUAACGCGCCCACCUCCCCUCCCAGUAGCGCGCUGGUUCAUGGCUGUGGGAGUUGGGAUUGGGUGGGAAGUCGGGUGGGAUGGCAGGAGGGAGGCGGGGAGGCAGCAGCAAAGGGGUUUCCGUGAAGAUGGCGUUGAGAAGGGCUUAUUCCAUCAAGGACAAGCUGCAAGCCAUCGAGAGGGUGAAGAAAGGAGAGCGACAAGCAUCUGUCUGCCGGGCUUUUGGGGUACCUGGUGGUACCUUGAGGGGUUGGUUGAAGGAUGAAGCCAAGCUACGGUGGUUCCUGGAGCAGCUGGGGGGUGAGGUGGGCACUCAACGCAAGAAGAUGCGGUUGGCCAACGAGGAGGAGAUAGACCGCGCCGUCUACGCUUGGUUCCUCGCCCUCCGACAGCACGGAGUUCCGCUCUCCGGGCCUCUCAUCCAAGCUCAAGCCGAAGCCUUCGCCCGGCAGAUCUACGGCCCCGAGUGUACCUUCAAGGCGAGCCACGGUUGGUUCUGGCGUUGGCAGAAGCGUCAUGGCAUCUCCAGCCAACGUAUCUACGGCGAGGGUGGCCUCCCUGUCGAGGCAGAGCGAGCUCCUACCACCUGCCCCGAGACUUUGCCAAUGCCAGCUACUGAUGCUGGUGGCUAUGGUGACGAGCAGAUCUACAAUGCCAAUGUCACCGGGCUCUACUGGAAGCUACUGCCAGGACAGAGUGGUGGGAUGACAGCAACACCACAGCGGCGUCCAUCUCCUCGAGAGCGGGUCACCGUGCUGCUGGCUGCCAACUUGACUGGCUCUCACAAGCUCAAGCCACUGGUGGUUGGAGGUCUUCGUGAUCCCCCCAGCCUCCGUCAUCACAACCAGGACAAAUUCCCUGCUUCCUAUCGCUACAGUCCCGAAGCCAGGUUGGGGCCAGUGCUUCUCCGGGCUUGGUUCUUUGAGGACUUCGUGCCGAGCGUCAAACGCUAUCUGCGCCGGAGCUGCCUGCAGCAGAAGGCUGUGUUGCUGCUCAGCUCCCCACCAUCCCACUCCAGGAUGAGCUCUGAGGAAUCUCCAUUGCUCCAGACACCCGAUGGCUCCAUCCGCGCCCUCUUCCUCUCCAAAGGUCCUUCUGGGAGCAGUUCGACUGCUGGAGGUGGCCGAAUCCCGGCCCCACUGGAGCAAGGAGUGGUGUCCACCUUCAAGCAGCUCUACAAGCGGGAAUUGCUGCGCCUGGCUGUCUCGUGUGUGGCUGGUGGUGGUGGCAGCUCUGGUGGCCCCAUGGACUUUGUGCAAUCCUUUCUCCUCAAGGACAUGUUGUACUUGGCUGGCCUUUCAUGGGACCUCAUCCCUGCUGGCUCCAUUGAGAAGUGCUGGCUGCUGGGGUUGCGUGCUGCCUUUGAGCCUCGUCUUGAGGACGAAGAGCAUGCAGACACCCCACGGGGGGAGGAAUGUGGUGGGGACGAAUGUGGUGGGGACAGCAAAGUCUUUAGUGACUUGACCCACCUUGCUGCGUUGGCCUAUAAACGCUUGGCUCCUGAGGAGGUGGCCAACUGGUUGCACCUGGAUGAUGCAGCUCUGGGUAUGGAGGAGGACGAUGGGGAAGAUGUUGAGGAGGAAGGCUCUGGGGGCUGUGGGGCAGAGGAGGCGGCGGAGGAGGAGGAGGAGGCAGCUGCUGGAGAUGGAGAUGGCAAAAAGGGUGGGGAUUCCUUGCUGCCCACAGCUCGGGAAGCCAUCAAAGGUCUGGAGACAGCAUUGCGGUGGCUGGAGGGUCAAGACCCCCGGCAGGUGGGGCCGCUGAAGCUGGUGCAGCUCCGUUCCCUUAUCAGCAUGGCCCAACGGCUGCACCGCAGCACCAGCCUCCAUUCCUAGGACAAGGUGAUCCAUGGCCUCUUGGCUACCAAUCACCCCACUUGGGGUGGAGAGCAUGGGGCUGGGGACACCCUGGGUGUCCCAAGGGGCUGGUGGUGGAGGUGCCAGCUCCACUCAUCCCUCCAUCAGGGCUCAAUUCCCCCGGAUUACCAUGGCUAAGAGGGAGGGGGUUACAAUUUAGGGCUAAUGGGGAAUUUUGGUGCAACAACUUCUCCAUACAUUGCGUAUCCAAGGGUUGUUCCUCACCCUAAGGAUAUAUUGGAGGUGCUAUUUUCUAAAUCCCAUGGGACUGGUCACUGGCAUCCCAAAAAGGAGGUGGAUACCCUCCACACUGCCUGGUCCUCCCAACCCCAUGGGGAGAAUGGGUGAGGGAGGGCAUCAUCAUGAGAAGCUGGGAUGAUGGAAGGUUAUACAAAGUAAUCCCCCACAUCUUGGAGAGAAGUUGAGGUGGUAACAGCCACCUGGACGGGGACCACACUUGAUGUGCCAUCAGGCAAAUGUUCUGCCCUGGAAGAUGUUUGUGAUGUCCUCCCUGCUGCUGGAAUGGAGUCUGGUUAAACUGGGGAGAUUUGGGGCUGGUUUAAGACAACUUUCUUCAUGCAUUGGAUUGGGACACUUGGGUGGCAUCCAAGAAGCUGGAGAAGGUCACCUCUACCACUGCAUGACAGCCCCACGCCUGGGAACACCCAGCCCAUGGAGACCUGCUGAAACAGGUACCAUCAUCCAAGCAUCCUUGUAAAGCCAAAGGCUCCAGGGAUGGGGGUUGAGAUGCCCACCAUGGGAUUUAUGGGGUGGUUGGGCUGGAGGAUGCGUCUAACGCAGGGGAGA
Cuculus canorus (common cuckoo) is the source of this 2733-nucleotide messenger RNA. It is a transcript of the gene TIGD5, whose product is annotated as tigger transposable element derived 5. Gene Ontology annotation, cellular component: nucleus. The transcript has a single exon. Gene Ontology annotation, molecular function: DNA binding. The record is from RefSeq and is a predicted model, not a curated record. Bases 151 to 1905 code for a protein of 584 amino acids. Lineage: Eukaryota; Metazoa; Chordata; Aves; Cuculiformes; Cuculidae.